AUAGUAUUUAUAAUCGAAAAUUAAAAUGAAACUUCCCAGAAUAAAUGUCACCAGCGAACAGGACUCCAAAAUAUCGACCAAGGUAAAAUACUUCAGUGGAAUACCUAUUUUAGAGACACAGUGGCCCUUUCUUCAGGAGCAGCAAAAAGGAUGGGAUAGAGGAAAUAUAACUUCUAGAGCGCAAUUGAGAAAUGCCCAUAUGGACUGAAUUGCUAAGAAGAGUAAAUCGUUUCUCAUGAAAAUCUUCGAGAUUUCUAACCAAUUCUGCGAAACUGAUAGAAGAUUCGCAGAAUUAGAAGCACAAAUUCCACAAAAAGAGAUAGACCAGCUCAAUAGGUCUGCAGUAGAGUACCUCAAGAAGUUAGCAGUUCCGCUAAUACUCCUUAAUAUACUGUUGUACAUAAUCAAGGCACUCAAGUCACCAAGGACACAGCAAGAUCAUGAUCAAGUAGUUGCUAACUUCUUAUUUUUGGUACUUUCAUGAGCCCCAAUAUAUUUCAUAUUGUUAUCGAGUAUCCAAGAGCCAACUCUGGGUAAGCCCAUCAUUUGGGUUUGGUUUAGAACUUGAUUGUUCUGAAUUGUUCCACCAGCUUUAGAAAUUUUGAAGAGCUCAAAGAAAUUAGCAAAGAACAAGAUUCUUCAGACUCAAGCACGAAUUUUAGUGUCAAGUCUCUGAAAAUUGAAUGGAAAGGCCAGCCUUCAUUCUUGCAUGUCUUCAUUGAUACAACAGAUAUUAUCAAAUUAGAAGAAGUCAAGAACAGAAUCAAGAUGCAGAGAGUGAUGUUUGCGAGUGCAAGCCAUGAAUUCAGAACUCCGCUCAACGCUAUUAUGAACUCUUUUAAUUUCAUUGGUAUGAGUUUUGGCCACUUGGAAAGCUUCAUUGAAAAUAACAUUUCUUCACAAGAACUACAUGAUGCUGACAUCAAAGAGUGCACUGAUGGUAUUAAAAGAUUUUAAAAAGCGGAAAUAUAUCAUCCAAAUUACUUCUGGCUCUAGUAGAAGACAUCUUGAACUUGUCUAGAAUUGAUAAUGGUACUUUCACUCUCACUUAUGAAGAUUUAACAUCUCAAAACUUCUGAAAGAGGUUCAAUCUCUCUUUAUCAUUCAAUGAACCAACAAGAAUAUUGAUCUAGAUAUUGACUGUCACCAAAGCCUUCACAGGUGUGUAGUAGACUCAGACAGAAACAGGAU
This is a messenger RNA of Moneuplotes crassus, 1191 nucleotides long. The record is from the annotation of a GenBank genome assembly. NCBI's taxonomy places the organism in Eukaryota, Ciliophora, Spirotrichea, Euplotida, Euplotidae.